CAUCAAACUCGAUCUCUCUAUAUCUCUUGCUUAAUUUCGAAUACAUCAUCUUUCUACAUCAACUCAAAAAUGGCACGAACGAUUCUUCUUCUUUUUCUGCCGCUCUUUCUCUUCUUCGUUCUUCCAACUUCUUUUGCAGCUCCAGUUAUUACUUACAAUGUGCUCAAUUAUGGAGCCAAAUCAGUCCCUAGUUUUGACUCAACCCAAGCCUUUAUGGCUGCAUGGACUCACGCCUGUGGCUCCACAAACCCCGCAACAAUCUACAUCCCCCCGGGUCGAUUCUUGCUACGAAACGUGAUCUUUCGCGGCCCCUGCAAGAACAAUGCUAUUGUGUUGCAUAUGGAUGGCACGCUAGUUGCUCCGUUUGAUUACAAGGUUAUAGGAAACGCAGAACAAUGGAUUUUGUUUGAGGACGUAAACGGUGUUUCAAUCUACGGCGGGGUACUUGACGGCCAAGGUACCAACUUGUGGGCUUGCAAGAGGGACGGCAGGAGCUGCCCUACUGGCGCAAAGAGCCUAGGAUUUAGAGGAUCAGAGAACAUUCUAAUUAGUGGAUUAACAUCUCUGAAUAGCCAAAUGUUCCACAUCGUCUUUGAUGGGUGUAACACCGUGAAAGUGAAAGGGGUGAGAGUCUCUGCUCCUGGGAACAGUCCUAACACUGACGGUAUUCACGUUGGGAAGUCCAGCGGCGUCAGCAUCUUCGAUUCCAAGAUAGGUACAGGUGAUGACUGCAUCUCAAUUGGCCCUGGUACCACAAAUCUUUGGAUUGAGAACGUGGCAUGUGGUCCUGGCCAUGGAAUUAGUAUUGGGAGUCUAGGAUGGGAACUGCAGGAGGCUGGAGUGCAGAAUGUAACUGUUAAAACGGUGACGUUUACCGGUACCCAGAAUGGGUUGAGGAUUAAGUCCUGGGCAAGACCAAGCAGUGGGUUUGCUAAGAGCAUUCUUUUCCAACAUGCAGUCAUGACCAACGUGGACAACCCUAUCGUGAUCGAUCAGAAUUAUUGUCCUGAUCACAAAAACUGUCCUAAUAAAGCUUCUGGGGUUAAAAUCAGUGGUGUGACAUACCAAGACAUUCAUGGCACAUCGGCGACAGAAGUAGCAGUGAAAUUUGAUUGCAGCUCGACUACCCCAUGCACCGGAAUUAAACUGGAAGACAUAAAGCUCAGUUACAGAAGUAAGGCAGCGAAAGCAUCGUUGCCUUGACAUGUAUUAUGAAUUCUUAAUUUCUACGAGCCAAAAGUCAAUAAAUAAGAUAAUUUGUUCGAGAUUGUUAUGUAGUAUAUAUUGUGACCUCUGUUUCAAAAUAUAAAAUUUUCUAAGAA
Molecule: messenger RNA, 1322 nt
Organism: Rubroshorea leprosula
Lineage: Eukaryota; Viridiplantae; Streptophyta; Magnoliopsida; Malvales; Dipterocarpaceae
Source: the annotation of a GenBank genome assembly